Epinephelus fuscoguttatus (brown-marbled grouper) is the source of this 2757-nucleotide messenger RNA. RefSeq names its product zinc-binding protein A33-like. NCBI's taxonomy places the organism in Eukaryota, Metazoa, Chordata, Actinopteri, Perciformes, Serranidae. Bases 163 to 1557 code for a protein of 464 amino acids. Gene Ontology annotation, molecular function: protein binding; zinc ion binding. The transcript has a single exon. The record is from RefSeq and is a predicted model, not a curated record.
AGAGAGAUAGCAUGUUUUUUUUCCCCUCAACUUCGAAACCAACUGCGCAGAUGUGAGACGGUGGACAAGCUCGAUGGGACAGAGACUUUAUGCGUAAAGAGAAAGUUGUGACAGUCGGCAGAAGUUGUAAACCCGGACAGAUAAGAAGAAGCAGCGGAAGACAUGGCCUCCACCUCCACCUGGUCAGCUCAAAGUGAGGCGCUAUCCUGUCCGGUGUGCCAGGACAUCUUCAAGGACCCCGUGCUUCUCCCUUGUAGCCACACUUUCUGUAAUGACUGUGUGAAGACAUGGUGGAAAACGAAAAAAUCGCGUGAGUGUCCUCUUUGCAAGGCAGUGUCGAUACGUAAAUUACCACCUCGCAACCUGGUGUUGAAAACCCUGUGCGAGACUUAUCUGCUGGAGAUGGACCCAGGGGUUUUCUGUCGCCUCCACAGCGAGAGGCUCAGACUCUUCUGCCAGGAUGACCAGACACCUGUCUGCCUCGUCUGUAGAGACUCAAGACUGCAUACAAAUCACAGGUUUUCUCCCGUUAACGAGGCAGCAGAGCGUCUCCGAAAGGACCUGGGGGAUUACCUGAGUCCUCUGCAAGAGAAAGUGAAACUCUUCAACGAAGUGAAACUAAAUUGGGACAAAAUAGAUGAAGAAAUUAAGACUCAAGCUCGGGAGACAGAGACCAAGAUAAAACAGGAGUUCAGUGAAAUUCGUGAGUUUUUGGAAUUGGAGGAAGCAAUCAGGCUCGCAGGACUGAAAGAUGAAGAGGAGCAAAAAAGAGGGAUGAUGAAGGACAAGAUUGCAGGUUUGACAGCACAGAUAAAGGCCAUGGAAAGUACCAUAAACACCAUCGAGGAAGGCCUGAGAGAUGAUGACACGGCAUUGCUCUUUAAAGUCAAAGCUUUAAAGAGUGUAACUGAGCGCCCCCUGCCGGAUGACCCAGAGCAGCUCACAGAUGCCCGGGUCGAUGUUGCCAAACACUUGGGAAAUAUGAGGGUGAGUGUGUGGUGGAAGAUGAAGAACGUGGUGUCAUACACCCCUGUGAUCCUGAACCCCAACACUGCCCAUCCAGAGCUCCACAUGUCCAACGAUCUGACAAAUGUAAGAUGUGGGCCAAAACAGACUUUUGCCGCAACCCCAGAGAGGAUGAAGCAGCACCGCAGUGUCCUGGGCGCUAAGGGCUUCACAUCAGGGUGUCACAGCUGGGACGUGCAGGUGAGAGACAAUCAUGUGUGGGCACUGGGUGUGAUAGCACAGGAUGCCCAGAGGACGGGAAACAUACUGUCUGGGUUAUGGAUGCUGAGGUGUUGUAAUGAUAAAUUCACAGCAUUCUCCCCAUCAUGCUCAGGCUCUGUCCUCCCUCUGAGGCACAGGCUCUGGAGGGUCAGAGUGCAUCUGGACUGUGACAAAGGGAGGCUGUCCUUCAUUGAUCUAGACACUAACAAAGCCAUACAUACCUUCACACACGCAUUCACCAGCCGACUGUUUCCAUACUUCAACACCUGGAGUGACCACCCACUGAAGAUAAUGCCAAGGAACCUCUUUAACAGCAACGCUAUUGUGUGAAACUGAUUUGGUGAUGCGCCAUUAUUAUUUGCCAUAUUUUUUUUUUAUCAAGCCAGAGAACCUGUUUUAUCUCUGGGGGUCAUCAUUGUGGCAACAAAAGUAAUGGGCAAUCGCUGCAUUGGAUGAAAAUAAAAUAAAUGAUGGUACAGUAUAGGCAAGUACUGUACAUGCUGAGAGAACGCAACAGAAUGUACACAUGGAAACUGUAAAUAAAUUUAGACUCAGAUUGGAGCAGAGUUGGGAAUAAUUAAAGUUGUGUAUUUAGAGAUGUGUGCAAUGUAAAAUAUAGUAAAAACUACCAAUAUGCAGCCGUAGUAACUGAAUAUAUGCACAAUUACAGAAAAGUGAAUUUUUCACAUAGAUGGUCACUUUGUUAAUUCUUUUGUUUGUAUUUUUCUUCCUUUUGGGGUACAAUCAGGGUGGGAUUAGUGCAAUUGCAUUAAAUAGUUAAAAUAUUUUGAUUGAGUGUCUAUGUAUGCUUAUGUAUAUGUCUGCAUUUCUCUUCUGCAGUUUUGGGGUUCCUUAACUUUGAAUGGAUCCACUUUUGGAAGUGUAUAAAUGAAAAAAUAUACAUAAUUUAAAGAUGUAAACAAAAAUAUACUUUAUUAUUAUUAUAAUUUAUUAUUACUUUGCUAACUUUUGCGUUUUUCUGAAUCUACAACAGGGACCUUUACCCACAAACCAAAUGGUAGCAGGGAGUCUCAGGGAUUUUUCAUGUAGAUGGUCACUUUGUUACUUCAUUUGUGUUUGUAAUUUUCUUUCUUUUACACUUUUUUGAAGUACUGUUAGGGUGGUGUUGAUACCAUUACAUUGAAUAGUUGAAAGUUAAGCUUGACUGUAUUUUUAUUUUUAUUAUUUUGCAUUUUUCUACCACAGUGUGGGGUUCCUUAUUUGUUAUUAAAUUGCCUUUAAACAACUUUGAGUGUGUAAAUGGAAAAAAAAUGUAUAGACCAAAGCAAUAAGAUACUUUAUUAUUACUUUGUUAAGGUACCAUCAGGGUGGUGGUACCUCUGUGGUCAUAUACUGUUGCAUUGAACAGCUAACUUGAUUGUAUCUUUUAUUUACAUUUCUCUGCCUCACUGUUGGAGUGUGUUAAGACUACUGUUAAAUGUUCACUUUAAAUGGUUACACUUAUCUAAGUGUGUAAAACAGUUAAACAGUUAAUUAACAAGAAUAAUAAAACACUUUGUGUCUGAAUAA